Salvia miltiorrhiza (redroot sage) is the source of this 1661-nucleotide messenger RNA. RefSeq names its product protein ENHANCED PSEUDOMONAS SUSCEPTIBILITY 1-like. The record is from RefSeq and is a predicted model, not a curated record. Lineage: Eukaryota; Viridiplantae; Streptophyta; Magnoliopsida; Lamiales; Lamiaceae. The transcript has a single exon. The coding region runs from base 110 to 1396 and encodes 428 amino acids.
GGACAACCACUUGUGAAUCAAGUCUCCCUCAAGAAAAUAUUUAUUUAUUUAUUUAAUCUUGUAUUCUACCGAAAUUCUUUCCUAUCACAUCCAAAAUUAGAAUUUGAAGAUGGCAAAAAAAGUCGAGCUGAUUUCUUCAUCUCUUGUUAGCAGCACUGCAACUGCUGCUUCAAUCUCAAGAUUGGAGCUGAAUCCAUGGGAUUUACGAUUACUCCCAAUCAUUCCCAUUCAAAGAGGCCUCAUAUUCCACCGCUCUCACUUUCAAUCCCAACAACAUCUCAUCCAACACCUCAAAAACUCACUCUCCCGCGCUCUCGACUUUUUCCCUCCCCUCGCCGGCCGCCUCGCCGCCACCCCGCACGACGGCGACACGGCGUGCUUCUUCGUGGACUGCAACAACGCAGGAGCCGAGUUCACUCAUGCAGUCGCGACCGCCGUCUCCAUCUCCGACAUCAUCGAGCCGCGGUGUAUACCGGAAAUCGUAUCCUCCUUGAUCCCGAUCAACGUAGGCGUCACUAAUUACGACGGAAUUUCAAAGCCUCUGCUUGCGGUGCAGAUCACGGAGCUCGCCGACGGCCUCUUCAUCGGCUGCGCCGCCAAUCACGCCGUCGUGGACGGCACUUCCUUCUGGCAUUUCCUCAACUCCUGGUCGGAGAUCUCCCGCGGUUCGGAAUCAAUUUCGAGAUCCCCAAUUUUCGACCGCUGCAAUGUCGCCGCCGUGGAUAACAGACUCAUCCAUAUCCCUACAUUAGAGAAAAACCUAAUCAAAGCUCCAUCUCAAUUGCUGCCGCUGAAGGUAUUCCACUUCAGCAAAGAAAAAUUAGGUGAAUUGAAGGCGAAAGCCAAUUCCGAAGCCGGCACCGACAAAAUAUCGACUCUGCAAGCACUCAUGGCUCAUCUAUGGCUGAGCACGGUACGCUCUCACACCACUAAUAACGAUUCAACCACUCGCGUGAUGGCAACGGCCAUCGGCGCGAGGGCGAGGAUGUCGUCUUUGCCGGAUGGAUAUUUUGGGAACGCGGUUUAUUUUGUUGCGUUGGCGAUUAGCGAGGGCGAGCUAUUGCAGAAAGGAUUAGGCGCCGCCGCGCUGAGAAUCAACGAGUUGAUCUCUAAGCAAACUGAUGAAGCGAUCACACGCCACGCGGAGAAGAAGGUGGACUUUAGGGAGAUGGGGAGUGGGCCCCUUCCUCUUGGCUUCGGAGGUUCUCAGUGGCUAGAUGUGUACGGCUGUGAUUUUGGGUGGGGGAAACCAAUUGCUGUGAGGAGUGGGAAGGCGUGGAAAUUGGAGGGGAUUGUCGUGGUGUCUCCGGCGGCGGAAGCCGGCGGUAUCGACCUUGAAGUUUGCUUGUCGGAGGAAAAGUUAGUGGCAUUGGAGGAGUUCAUAACUAGUGUCUAAAUGUUUGUGGCGGUGUUUGCUUGUAUUUUUAAUGGAUAUUGUUGCUAGAUGUUUCGAGGAUUUUCGUGAACUUCGAUUUUUGUGGAGUUUUUUCGUGUUUUUUGGAUAUUGUAAAUUUGUAAGCAAUUAUUAGACCAUCCACAUCGCGCAGGGGCUUGCCGCUUCGAGGCGGCAUGUUGCACGGUGCCGUGCGCUGGUGCGCCCCUCGGGGGAGGUGGGAUCUUUUGUCCGAGAUUUAUAUAGUGUGUAUCAUUGCGUAUCGUUC